AUGCCUCUUCUUAGCGAACCGCGGCCACGGAAGCCAGAGCCAGUGAUUCGCAGGCUUCUUCCUCGCCAGACUGCCAGCCAGUCAGGCGGGCUCGCAAUCACUGUCGGGAGGGCCCUGCCGUCCAUUCGCCUCCAUGGCUCGGAUGUGCUCUACUUCGACUUCUUCCGCUCCGAGGCCUCAAAGGAGCUGUCCGGGUACCUCCCUUCUUCCUUCUGGUCCCGGAUCGUCCUCUGCGAGACUCUCACAGAUUCCUGCAUCCGCCACGCCAUACUUGCCUUGGGCGCCGCCUCAUACCCCUUGGUGGCCCGGAAUCAGCAUCUUCCUUGGUCAUCCAGCAACGAUGCCACCUCCAACGCCCACGGCAGGGCUGCGAUUUGUCAUCACACAAAGGCCCUCGCUCUGUUCCGGGAGAUGAUGGCCAACGGCAUCGACAACUUCCCCUCCAGAAGCGCCUUCAUUGUCACACCUUUGCUCGUAGCAUUCACCAUGCUCCAGAGUAACAACAAGGCUGCCGAGACCCUGCUGUCUGGCCUCAAGGCCCUGCAAGAGGUGUGCCAGGUCUGGCAAGGAAAACACGUCCGCGGAGGCUCGAAAGGUCCACUUAUAAACGAAGAAAUGGAGGAAUUGACCUGUCCCAUGCUUCAAGUCUACAUGUUAUGCGGCCACAAUCCCUUAUAUCCAACUCAGAAGGGCAACGUGUUCACUAUACCGAGCAAUAUGUUCCUUGACUCCAGUCCUCCGCCGGAUUGGAGCGACCGGCCUGUCACAGCAUCUUUGACGGACAGUGUUCUCGCUAUUUGGACUUCCUUCACUUCCCGCUGUCUUGUGUGGCUACGCCAUUGCGACUACACAAAACACAGCCAAGCACCUGGGAUUUAUACCGGAGCCUGUGAGGAGCAGACUGAUCUUCUAGCACGCCUUUCUCAGUGGCAACAGUUCAUAUAUGGGUUGCACCCUGCGCCGGGUUUGGAUACGGUGUACUCACGGGCCCUUCAACUUGUCCGCCUGCAAUAUGAAAUACUGUUCAUCUGGGCCUCGGAAGCAUUGGACCGUACCCGCAUGGGCUUCGACGUCCACACUGCCAGGUUCGAGAGCGUUGUCCAAGACUGCGCGGAGCUUCUGGGGCAUGACCUCGGGGACAGCCCGGGCGGCGCGGAGGACUGCGGCACGCUGGGGCAGUACUCACCAGCGCCGCAGACGGGAUAUACAUUCGAGAGUUUCGGCGUGGUUUCAGUGCUUGGUUUUGUCGUCACUCGGUGCCGAGUCGGCCCUAUCCGACGGAGAGGCCUGGCGAUUCUCGAGCGGAUAUGGUGGCGCGAGAACGGCUGGGACACGAUCGCGAAUAACCGCGGCGCCAAAGCCUUGAUGGAGCUAGAGGAACAGGGCGGGAUCCGUGGUGCAGACGGCGAGCUGUUUAUCCCGGCCGAGUCGAGGUAUUACUGGGGCGGUGCCCGCUGGGAGAACGACCUGCCCGCCAGCCAGAAGUUGAUCUGCACCUUCGCACAGCGCAGACCGGACGAGCUCGGCGAGGUGUUUGGGGUCCCGGUUGUGAUCGACCUUCGCUUCAGCAUUUCCAAGGUCGCAGUGGACAGCAUCAGCUACUUCUUCCAUUCCACGUUUGCCACGAACCUUUACGACAAUCUCAACGAGACCUUUGAAGCAUUGGCGGCGAGCAUGAGCAAUGCGAUACCUACUGGAUCAGACGAGACUUUCAACGGAACGGCCAACGUGGUCACAGGCAACAAGGGCGAGGUGACAAUAUUCUAUCUGGUGGUGUGGUCAUGGAUCUCCAUGCACUGA
Diaporthe citri is the source of this 1800-nucleotide messenger RNA. RefSeq lists its product as uncharacterized. Lineage: Eukaryota; Fungi; Ascomycota; Sordariomycetes; Diaporthales; Diaporthaceae. The record is from RefSeq and is a predicted model, not a curated record. The transcript has 4 exons. Bases 1 to 1800 code for a protein of 599 amino acids.